Wasmannia auropunctata (little fire ant) is the source of this 3088-nucleotide messenger RNA. It is a transcript of the gene Kr-h1, whose product is annotated as Krueppel homolog 1. The transcript has 2 exons. NCBI's taxonomy places the organism in Eukaryota, Metazoa, Arthropoda, Insecta, Hymenoptera, Formicidae. Bases 347 to 2065 code for a protein of 572 amino acids. The record is from RefSeq and is a predicted model, not a curated record. Gene Ontology annotation, cellular component: nucleus. Gene Ontology annotation, biological process: regulation of transcription by RNA polymerase II. Gene Ontology annotation, molecular function: DNA-binding transcription factor activity, RNA polymerase II-specific; RNA polymerase II cis-regulatory region sequence-specific DNA binding.
GCGUGUGCGCCUCGGUCGUGAUCAUUUGGUGUGGCCGAAGAGGUAAACAUUGUACAGUACAAUUGGCCGGUCUCGAGGCGGCGGGUCUUUCGCUUUUUCGUCUUGAUCCGUCUCUUGUGAGAAAAGAAGUGAUUUCUUUCUUUUCGAGUUUACACGAUCUCUCGCGUGAGUUCCUUCAGUUUUACGAAUUCUUCUUUGGAUCAAAAUCGAAAGUCUGCGAAUUACUUGCCGUUGGCGUUGUCGAGGACCCUCUUCCGGAUGUCAUCAAAACGAAGGACGAUGAUAAACAACGCUCAGAUUUUGGAUUACACUAGGGUGUAACACGACGUGCAGUUUUUUGUCCUCGAUGUUGGACUAUUAUCAGAUGGAGUCCGUGCCGUCGAAUCCAGCGAUGUCAAUGUCGGCACCGGGUGGAGGCAUGACUGCCGGCUUAGAAACGACGAGUUCGGUGAAGAGCUUGGUGUGCAGUCCGGAUCUCACAAUGUUCGCGGCCACGCCAGGAUGUAGCGGAGUCGAGGCCGCGGAUCCAGCCAGUCUAACGACGGUGGAGAUCGGGAAAUACCAGUGUCUACUCUGUCAGAAGAACUUCGCGCAAAAGAGCAUAUAUCAGAGUCACUUGAGGUCGCAUGGCAAGGACGGCGAGGAUCCAUAUCGCUGCAAUAUUUGCGGCAAGACCUUUGCGGUACCGGCGCGAUUGACGCGCCAUUACCGCACUCACACCGGCGAAAAACCAUACCAGUGCGAGUACUGCAACAAGUCGUUUUCCGUGAAGGAAAACCUCAGUGUACACCGACGCAUUCACACGAAGGAACGGCCGUACAAGUGCGACGUGUGCGGACGCGCAUUUGAACAUAGUGGCAAGCUGCACCGUCACAUGCGCAUUCAUACUGGUGAACGGCCGCACAAGUGCUCCGUGUGCUCCAAGACAUUUAUACAGAGCGGUCAGCUGGUGAUACACAUGCGAACACACACCGGCGAGAAGCCAUACGUGUGCAAGUCGUGUAAGAAGGGCUUUACCUGUUCCAAGCAGUUGAAGGUGCAUACGCGCACCCACACUGGGGAGAAGCCUUACACCUGUGACAUCUGCCGCAAGGCAUUUGGCUAUAACCAUGUACUCAAGCUGCACCAGGUGUCGCACUAUGGCGAGAAGGUAUAUAAAUGCACAAUCUGCAACGAGACCUUCGGUUCCAAGAAAACGAUGGAGUUGCAUAUCAAGAAACAUCCGGAAUCGCCAGCAUCUGUCACUUCUACUGUCACCGACAGCGGCGUUUCUUCGCCAACGGCGAUUGGCUCGCUGAUCGAACCGGAUGUUGAGAUCUCUCAGAGCGGCCGUGGUGACAGCAGUAGUAACUUUAAUCCAACGGUUUCGACGAUUCUAGAUUUACCAAAUAUCGCCGUCGACAACAAGGAGAACUUGAAGACUGAAGAGGCCUAUCCGGAUUCGACGUCGAAUGCUUACGCUGUUCAACGUGACUUUGCGUAUUAUCUCUAUUCUGGCAACAAGGAGCAGUAUUCGCAGCCAGUAGUGACACCGCCGUCGAGCACGGCAGAACCCGUACUCACUGACAUUGACGAGAAGCGCUUUCAGGCAAGCGUUGUAGUAAGCGCGCCACUGGAAUCGGUAACUCAUCACGUGUUUUUUUAUCCCGAACCAGCGUACGGUAGUUUCGGUUUGACCGCUGGUGGCCAUCUCGACGCUGCUGACUGUUCGUCUCUCUUGAAUCUGCCGGGUAAUGAUGCGCGCCGAAGGGUUGAGGCCGCCCUGGAGGCAGUCGAGGAAGAGCGUCAGAGACAAGAAUAUGGUGUCGGGAUUAUCAAGAUCGAUCGAGAACCGUUGCUCACACCACCGUGCAGUAAUCCUGAGAGUCCGGUAUCAUCGCCUGACUUAGCCCUAGAUCUAGCAAUACCGCCACGGGAGACGUUAAUCUUGCCGCCUAGGAAACGUAGCAAGAUGAUUCUUCAGUCCAUGGAAAGCGAGUACAAGAGUAGCGGUGGCAGUGGUGCAAGUCUAAUCGCGACUUCACAAAGGCAAAAUUCUGUCAUUCAAUUUGCUCGAGCUUCAUAGUGAACGUGCCGAAGUCUUCAAUAAAGCUUUGAAAGUGACUUUAGAAAUUGGAAGAAAGGAAGAUCUUCUGGAAGAUAUCCAUUUUGAUAACAUUAAAAUCAAGAACUGAAAAGAAUUUAAAAACUGAUUUGUUCCUUUGGCUGGGACAAAUUUGAGAGAAAGGAGAAUUUAAGAAUUGUCGCAAAUUUUACUUUUCCAACGUCAAAUGAUAAUCACAAAGCGCACGAGCAAUGAACUUUUAACUUGUCAACCACGAUGCGAAAUUGCUCUCGAUGUUUAUAAUUUUUGGAAUUAGAAGAGAGAAACUCAUGUGCCUCUUCAAUGAAUCCUAACAGCGUAACAGUAGAGUGAAUCAGCUCGUUAGUGUUUUAUCUUUCCAUUCGCAAUCAACAUGAUCUGAGAAAAGGUUGAUUGUACCGAGUUAGCUCAGUAAUCGAAACCACGUUUGUUACUUAAUAUUUAAUAACAUAAUUAACGCAAUCUAUCAUGUACUGGGUGCAUUUUCCUAACGGCUUACAAGCAACAACACUCGCAAUUACCUUCUCGACCUUGUUCGAUAGCCUCUUGAUUUUGAGGCUUUAACAUUAACGUGUAUGUCGGAUGCGUAAGAAAUGAAGGGACAGAUUAGAUAUAUUCGAUCGCGCGAAAAGAUUGCACUGAUCGUGAGCGUGCAUGGUGAGGUAGCCGCGCGUAUGCAAUAUAACUAUUUAAAAAAACGUAAUCUCGUUAGACCAAAUUUUUGGAAAAAAUUUAGAUAAUUUGAAAGAAGGAAAGAUUAUUAAAAAAUAUAAAAAUUUUUUGAUAAAAUUCAAAACGUUAAUUUUAAAACAUACUGUCAUACGCGACAUGCGCACAUGUACAUUCUUUAAAAGCUUUAUUAACAAAUUUUUUGUUAUGUUUAAUUUAAAUGCUAUUAAAAAUAUAUUAUUUAUAUUGUAUGUUUAUUUUAUUUACGCACAUAUUAUCUAUUUCAAAUAUAUGAUAGAUUUAUCGUGUUUUAAUAAAGGGAUUACGUUUUUUUAA